AUGGCCGCUUCACCUUCCAACCACCUUGCACCACCACCCACACCCUUCACCAUCACGCCUGCCACGGCCGAAGACAUCGACACCAUCGCCCAGAUUUCCGGCGACUCGUUCGACCAUGACACACAUACGCUGCUCAAGGCCCACUGGCGCGGUGCCAACCACCACCGGGACGGCAGCAAGGCGGACCUGGCAACGCUGGUCGACAACCCGAAAUGCGAUUUCCUCGUCUCCCGCACCGGAAACACCACCGCAGGACCGGGCAAGGUCAUCGGCUUUGUGGUAUGGCACAAGCGGGGAUACACCGAGGACGAGGACGGGGACGAGGACGGGAGCGCGGUCCCGCUCUUUGCCCGUGGCGAUGGGGAUGUAGCGAGCACCCUGCCGGAGUGUCCGCCACCCGUCCCGGCCCAGCCUGAGCGGGGGACGCAGCUGGGUCUGACCGAGCUCGAGGCGACGACCAACGCGGCGAUGACCCACUACAUUGCGCACCUCAUGCCGGCUGGCACGUCGUGCCGGUUCAUAUCGCGCAUGUCCGUCGACCCGGGAUACCAGGGCCAAGGGGUCGGGUCGGCGCUGGUCAGGUGGGGUACCGACCGGGCGGACACGGACGGCGUGUAUUGCUGGGUGAGCAGCAGUAUGGACGGAUACCAUGUCUAUGAAAAGGCCGGGUUUGUGGAGGUUGGGAGGCAGGAGCUGGUGUUGGACGACUAUGCGCAAGGGGUGAAGAGGGAGAUGGGGGAGGACUGGGGGUUGUAUGUGUGGAAAUGGAUGCGGCGGGAUCCAGCAGCUCGUUGA
This is a messenger RNA of Apiotrichum porosum, 795 nucleotides long. RefSeq lists its product as uncharacterized. The record is from RefSeq and is a predicted model, not a curated record. NCBI's taxonomy places the organism in Eukaryota, Fungi, Basidiomycota, Tremellomycetes, Trichosporonales, Trichosporonaceae. The coding region runs from base 1 to 795 and encodes 264 amino acids. Gene Ontology annotation, molecular function: acyltransferase activity, transferring groups other than amino-acyl groups. The transcript has a single exon.